Messenger RNA from Drosophila novamexicana, 1793 nucleotides. RefSeq names its product nucleolin. The record is from RefSeq and is a predicted model, not a curated record. NCBI's taxonomy places the organism in Eukaryota, Metazoa, Arthropoda, Insecta, Diptera, Drosophilidae. The coding region runs from base 1 to 1665 and encodes 554 amino acids. The transcript has 2 exons.
AUGUUGUCCUCGACUGCGCUGCUUGCGUGCGUUUGCGCCUGCGCCGUCUCGUUGCUGCCGCUAAUUGUGGCACGCAGCUACAGCAAUGGACUCAUCUUUUACGAGCUGGGCACGCACACGCCGUAUUUGCCGCCAACGGUGAGCGUGUCGCGUGGCCGCAACUUGGCCAGCGUUAAGUAUUCGGAGAAAGGCUCCAUUUGGUCGACAUUCGGGCAGCCGUGCGAGUGCCGCGCCGCGAUAUGCGGCUGCUGUGCCGGCCUCAAAGUAGAUCAAUACAAGUUCGAUCAGAAGGUUUGCGCCAAUAUAACAUUUGUGCCACAUUUGGAGGAGGCACAGCUGGAAGUGUAUCUAAACGAGCGUCCCUCGUCCAAAUAUGGCAUCUCUCUGCGAAAUCCAUCGCCCUUCUGCAUACCCGUCAUGAUGGGCGUGCCAAUGGCCAUGUGCGUCCAGCUGACCGACGUGGCGAUGGUGGGCAACAAUUUGAACAUGUGCAUGGACUUUGUGGUCCGACUGGCCACCACAGAUCUGUUCGAGAUGCAUUUCCAGUGCAUGCGCAUGGGUCUCGAUGGCGUUCAGUAUGUGGACAAGAACGGCAAGCCAGUCCUGCCGCCCGGCGAUGCGAAAGCCGAUGAGAAUGACAAGGAUUCGCUCGAGUAUGACUAUGCCGAGCUGCCGGAGGACGUGGAUCAGCAGACUGAACAGCCUGAGAUGGAGACCCAAACAGAGGCCGAAUUCGAGUCAGAGCCCGAGCCAUUGCCAAUUGAAAGUGAAAUGCUUAUGGCUGGGGAUCAAGAGCUGGCUGUGUCCGCCAGUGACAAUCACAGUGACGAUGACGCUGAUGUGGAAGGUGAAGGUGAUGCCGGUGUUGUGCAGGCGCAGGCGCAACAGGAGGAGGCGCCACAGCUUGCCGCUGACAGUGCUGGCGAGAGCGACCUAAAGCAAAAUGAAGUAAUUGAAACAAUUACCAAUUCAAUAACAGGCAACAAGGCGCCAGCAGCAGCAGCAACAGCAGCAUCAGCAGCAACAACAACGACAACGACAACGUUGAAACCAGCGCAGCUAGCAGAGGAUGAAGUGGAGGCCAGCGUUGAGCAGCAGCCCACAAUAUCCGAGGAGGCAAAGGAGGAGGCUGGAACAUCAGCAGCAGCAGCAGUUGCAGCAAUGGCAGAUGACAGUGACAAUGAAGUGAAUGUGGAUGAUGAGGAAGAAGCAGAGGAAGAUGACACUGAGCCUGACGCACAGCAAAAGCCAGCUGAAGCGGCAGAGGCAUUGUCCGAGGGGCAGCAGGUAGCGGCUAGUGUGAACAAAACCGAAGCAAUGGCCCAAACGGAGGAGGUGCAGCAAGCUGAGGAGACGCCAGCAGAGGCUGAUGAUUAUGAUGAUGAGGAUGCUGAUGACGGUGAUGAUGAUGAUUCCGAUGAUGGCGAUGAUGGUGAUGACGGUGAUGAUGCUAAAAACGAUGACAAGCUGGCGCUAGCCCAGGAGGCGUCAGCUGCUAAUGACAAUGAAAGCGCUGUCAGGCCUAACGACAGCAGCAACAACAAUGAGCCAAGCCGUGAAGCUGUUGAUGGCAAUGCUAAUGGAACUGGGGUUAAGCAGUUGCAACUGCAACUGCAGCAGCGACGACUGCGACGGCUGCUGCUGCGACAGCGCAGCGGCAUAUAAUUGUUGCAGCAGCUUCGGUUUCAGCAGUAACAGCUGAUUGUUAAUUUAUUAUAAUUGUUAAUGAAUUGUUUAUGCUAAAUGCUUGUUAAUUAAUACAUAUUUAUUGCUAACGUAGAAAAAAAGUCAAC